AUGUUGUACAGACAGGAGAAGUGGGGAGAUAUUUGCUCACAAGACAAGCGUGUGUGUCUCAGUGACAGAGACCUGGUCUAUCUCCUGGACACGAGGAGAGAGCAAAGGUCAACCAGAAACUGGAGGAGGCUGUUUCCAUCUGUACUUUCUACCUGUGCUGAAAGUGGCUUCUUGAAAGAGCACCAAAACUGGUCCCUCACACUGGUGGAGCAACUGGCUGUUGCUAUGGAGAGAAGCUUUCUACGUAAAACUUCAACUUUUUCUGACUUGAACAUUCCAAAAAUUCCUGCUGGCCCAGCCACUGGAGGUGAGGGUGUUUCUGAAAACUUGCACAACAGGCGUGGUAAGGAAGAUCCCAACAGUCGUCUGUACCUGAGUGCCAUAGAAGUUUCACCCUCCCUGACCAUAGAAUAUGGAGCUUUCACAGACAAACGACAUCUUGACGGUUCGGAUCCGGGCAAGGUCUAAGCUCUGUGGCGCAAUCGGCUGGCUGGAUAACACAGUGGACAG
Molecule: messenger RNA, 510 nt
Organism: Aplysia californica (California sea hare)
Lineage: Eukaryota; Metazoa; Mollusca; Gastropoda; Aplysiida; Aplysiidae
Exons: 5
Coding region: 1-468 (155 amino acids)
Source: RefSeq, a predicted model, not a curated record